Molecule: messenger RNA, 1566 nt
Organism: Maniola jurtina (meadow brown)
Lineage: Eukaryota; Metazoa; Arthropoda; Insecta; Lepidoptera; Nymphalidae
Exons: 7
Coding region: 65-1492 (475 amino acids)
Source: RefSeq, a predicted model, not a curated record
AGCGCGCACGAGUCACCCGCGAAGUGUCUGUAACUCCCGAACCGGCGAUGCACCGAACGCGAACAUGACGGAAGAACUCGAGAAGUCUUCCACGGAGAAUGUGACCGUUGUCACGGGGAACUUCCCCACCGUCUCCAGCUUGCAAUCCGAGGACUCUACCGAGCAACUGAUCUGUAAAACGCCACAGAAACUGCCCAAAAAGAAAAGUGGAAAGUCUAUUGAAAAAAAGCCAAGUGUUAGUUCGAAAAGUGUUGAAGCCGGGAGUGUGAGUGGUGGGACCCGGGUGGUGGUGUUGCUGGGGUUGUCGCAGGUGGUGUUGGGGGCUGCGCUGGUGGGCGCGGGCGCCUUGGCCGUGGUCAAGGGUGCUUCGCUGUCGAGGGUUGGUGCUGGACUGUGGGCGGGGUGUAUUGCCGUGGUCGCCGGGGUGGUCGGCGUGCUAGCUGGCAUCAAUGAUUGUUAUGGACUUAAUAAUUCUUCUGGCAGCGGUCUGCUGACAGCAUUCCUGGCGCUGUCGCUGCUCUGCCUGGCGUGCGGCAACAGCGCUGCCGUGCUGGCGGCCACCGGCCUGCACCGCGACUCGCUGCGGCAGCAGGAACCACUCACCAGCUUCGAAGAUGAAAUGGAAGCAUGGACGCCCGUGCUGACCAACAUAGCACUCCUCAUCAUCGCGUCCGUGCACUGCCUGGUCUGCAUCGUCUCCAUCUACCACCUGUCCAAGCGCGUCUGCCCCUGCUUCAGGCCCAAGCAGCCGUUCGACCACAACCAGUUCGACCCGACCUUCAAGCCGGUCCAGCCUUGUGUCUUCCACGUGGAUGAGAUCAAGAAGGCUCAGGAUGCGGAGAAGGUUCGGGGGCACGAGCUUUGCAAGGAGUUAGAGGCAAAACUGGAGAGGGAUACCAUGAAGAAGAAAAAGGAGGAGUCACCAGAGUUCGGCAGCGCGAACAGCAAGGAGAAGCUGGUGACGCGGUGGCUGGGGCGCCACCACGCGCCGCCCAACACGGUGCCGCGGCGGAGCAAGGGCGUGCGCAAGCUUCGCAAGCCGCCCCAGCCGCCCGUCAUGCUGGUGCCCGCACAUCCUGCUAGCACGCUGGGGCGGAUGCCGAUGAGCAUGGUGGUGCCCCCCGCUCCCCGCUACGCCACGCUACCUCUACCGCCCAACGCGUACGCGCCGCCGCCGCUGUACUACCCCGUGCCUGAUGCGCGCGUCCGUCGUCGCCGGUCGCCGCGGGCAGCGCGCACGGAGCGCCAGCGGCGCGGCCGCGGACGUCGCGACGACUCCCAACUGACGCGCUCGCUCGAGCGAAUACAUCGCAAGCGACGCUCGGACAGAGAGAACCCUACUGUGGAUGACUUGAAGAGGACUUACACGGGAUUAGAUAGGGCUUACGCGGAGCAGUUCAUAGCGGUGUGCGACGAGAGCCGGCACGCGGCCGAGCACCACGACUCACUCGCCAGCUCGGCCACCGACACCUCGCACUCACACUCACACUGAUCACUCACACUCACAUCACUCACACUCACACUCACACUCAUCACUCACACUUAUCAUAAUCCAUCACUUCAUCA